UCCUCUCUGGAGCGCCUUUUUUUUUUUUAAAUUUCCACGGACUAUCCAACUCGUCUUCCCUCUUGGAGUGGGAGCGUGUGUGUGUGUGUGUGUGUGUGUGUGUGUGUGCGCGCGCAGGGGGGUGGUGGGUUCCUCCAGUCGGACCACUUGGACUAUACCGGACCCGGGACUGGACCUUCUUUCCCCCCCCCCCCCAACCCCCCGUGUUGGCGUGGAUGUGGCGCCGCUGCUGCAUGAUCUCGCCAUGGAGCUGCUGCUGGUGUGCGUCUCGCUGUGGGUGUUGCAGUGCAAGCCGGCUGAGGCGGACUCCAUCAUACACAUCGGUGCCAUAUUCGAGGAGAACGCGGUGAGGGAUGACGAAAUAUUCCAACUCGCCAUUUCGGACCUGGCCCUCAACGACGACAUCCUGCAGAGCGAGAAGAUCACCCACUCUGUCAAACUGAUCGAGCCCAAUAACCCCUUCCAGGCCGUGCAGGAAGGUAGGAGCUGCUAAUUGUUGUUGUUGUUGUUGGUGGGCACUGGGUGUGUGUCGCACCCCUUUACCUGGAGGGAAGGAAGGAGGUUUUGAAGUCAGAGACGCAGUCAGGAAGGGCGGCGGAAAGGAGUAGUUUCUCUGAAAUGAGUGAGGUGCUACAACUGCAGGACAGAAGGAAGGGGGGUU
Messenger RNA from Entelurus aequoreus (snake pipefish), 661 nucleotides. RefSeq names its product glutamate receptor ionotropic, delta-1-like. NCBI's taxonomy places the organism in Eukaryota, Metazoa, Chordata, Actinopteri, Syngnathiformes, Syngnathidae. The coding region runs from base 245 to 493 and encodes 82 amino acids. The transcript is spliced from 2 exons. The record is from RefSeq and is a predicted model, not a curated record.